GUUUCUUACCUCUUCUCAUGUUAGACACGAAAACGAAUAAAUGAUGUGUCCGUCGUCGUGUCUCAGAUUUAGAAACGCUGAUGAAUUACAGUUAUUUUUAGUUUUACAACAAAUGAAGCAAGUGUAUCGUAUAAUGUGUCCGUUGCGGAACUAAUGUUCAGCGUUACUGUGUUUCCGGGGAGAAGCUAAGGAGGCGGCACACUGAUGUCUGUCAAAGGCGAUCACAUGCAAUAAUUCAUCGUGUAAAACACAAAUCUGUCACCAGAAGAGAACCUCUGCUUUAGGUCACUUCAAAUAAAAGCAUCUGUGAAAUAGUGCUCUUUUCUUUUAAGGUUCCAGGGUAAACGGUGACGAUCAUGGACACUCUGGAGGACACCUUUAGGACUCUCUCCAUCGCCAGGAGGCUGCAGCCCAGUGAGGCCACGUACAUUCUGGAGCUCUCCUGUGCCAGCGGCGGGUCAGAUGUGCUGGCUGUGUGCUGCUCCGAUCACUCUGUGCACCUGCACAGCAGAGAGACGCUCCGCCUGGUGGGUGACUUCCAGGGUCACACGGCUUCUGUGUGUGGAGUGCGUUUCUCUCAUCUCUGCCCUCACCUGCUGUUCACCGGCUCUGCCGAUGGGACACUGCGGUGCUGGGACGUCCGGCGGCCCGGUUCAGAUGCCACCCAGGUGUUCCGCAGCGAUUCGACGCAUUCAUACUGCUCGUUUGAUGUGAGCUGUAGUGAUCGUGUGCUGUGUGCAGGCACGGAGCAGGUGGGGGAGGACAGUUUUUUGGUAUUCUGGGAUGCCCGUAUGGUUCAGGAUGGAGGUGAGAUGGGCGGUCUGCUGGGCGUUUACUCAGAGUCACACAGUGACGACAUCACUACGGUGCAGUUCCACCCAUGGCAGGCGGACCGGUUGGCUUCUGGAGCCACAGAUGGGCUUGUGAAUGUGUUUGAUCUGAGUCUGGGUGGAGAGGAUGAUGCUCUUGUCACUACCUGUAACUGUAAUUCCUCUGCAAGCUCCCUCUGCUGGACAGGCAAAGAUCUUGACCAGCUGCUUUGUCUGACCCAUGAUGAAGGGCUCCACCUGUGGGACGUGGCUCACCCAGACAGCGAUGACACUCUGACCCUUCUGAGUUCAGCUGAUGCUCGAACACUUGUCCAGCUCCCUGAUGGAGCCUCGCUUGAGUACUUUGUGGGCGGUACAUGGCUGUCAGAUGAGAAGCGUAUUCUUUUAGUGGGAGGGAGUAAUCAUGGAGAACUCCACCUCCUGGACUGCAGUGGGCGUGGUCUGAGGUUCAUCAAAUCCCUCAAAGGGGGUCAUUCAGCUACAGUGAGGUGUUUCCAGUGGGAUGCGAUUAGUCAAUCUCUGUUGACGGGCGGGGAGGAUGGCCAGUUGUUGCAGUGGAAAGCGGGAGCAGAGGAAAUCAGUGUGGGAAAGAAAGAUUCUCUGAAAAGCAUCUCCUCCAUGCAUCUCAAAACUAAAGCUCACAGAAAACAAGCUAUACAGAAAGACCGCUCAAAACUAGCAUGAUCACAUGCACAGGACAAUCUCAGAUUUCGCUAAGAGACCGUUGACACUGAAACAAAUUGGUUAUUUGACAGAAAUCUCAGAGAAGUUGCAAAUUGCACUAAGCAACUUUUGCUCUGAUGUCUUUGUUUUCACAAAUGUAAGGAUAAUAGAUAAAGAUACGCUUUAUGGAGUCUAAAUUUGAAUCUUCUGCCCUAUAACACGUAUAACUUAUUAUAGACAUUGGCAGAAAUUAAACAGUUUUGUGCUUUUAAAAUUUAAGUUGUGAACAAAUUGCUAUAUAAGAAUUACAACUGUUGUUUGAUUUGUCCAGCAGAUAAACUCUCAUCUAUGUGGUAGUUGUUGUCCUUAUGUAAACAUUACAUUUCUUUUGUUUUGUUAGCAACAUGUGUUUUAAAAGUGUUUCAUAAGUUCACUUUUUAGGUUAAACACAUGACUUGAAAAUGAUCAAAUUGUCUUCUGGGUUUCAGGACUACAAACUGAAGCUGUAUUGUAUUAAAAGAAUAGUUCACCCAAAAAUGAAAAUUAGCUUAAAAUGUACUCACCCUCAGGCCGUCCAAGAGGUACAGUGGAUGAGUUUGUUUCUUAAUCAGAACAGAUUUGGAGAAAUUUUGGGUUGAACUCUCAUUCUGACGGCACCCAUUCACUGCAGAGGAUCCAUUGGUGAGCAAGUGAUGUAAUGCUAAAUUUCUCCAAAUCUGUUCCAACGAAGAAACAAACUCAUCUACAUCCUGGCAUGAGGGUGAGUACAUUAUUAGUAAUUCUUAUUUAUUUUAUAUUUUUUAACUAUUCCUUUAAUGCAUGGGGAUUUUCUUGAAUACCUUGAAGGGCUGCAUCAGCACCACUGGGAUACAAUGCCAGAAUCACUUUCUAAUCAAUUAUGCAAAGUGCAAGCAUAAUCACACCAUGUCAGCAUUCUUCCUAUGCCAAGGGUUUACAUUCAUGGUCAUAAAGUGUGGUUAUGUUCUUAGCAAAUGCUUUUUAUAAAAUCAUCUGUCAAGAAAUGUAUGUUUUGUGUUGUUGUUACUUUUUAGCAUGUAGCUACUAACCUAUAAGAACUUCUAAAAUUGUAAAUAGGAAAAGUUUUUGAUAUCAAGAGCUGCAGAAUUAAUUCUACAACUUCAUAAUCUAACAUUUUUUCCUGACUGAGUUUUUUAUUUUUUAUUGUUGAAUCUCAUUAGUGUUCUUGAAUAACUACUGAGUGUGCUUUGAAAUGCAAAUGUGACUUUUAAACAGGCGAGGUUGUCAGAUUUAUGAGCUCCCCGGUGCCGUGCACUUUUCAGGGUAGAUUCUACAGUUUUCAGUGUUUGAUUCUCUCAGUGUAAACACUGAGGAUGAGAGUCCAGAUAAUAAUUCUGAUGUAAUGUUAGCCUGGUGAGGUUUACGAUGCUGAACUCAAAACAAGCCACAACAGGACAGCCCUGUUCAUUUGUUCUUAUUCCAUCGAUCGGAAACUGCCCCACCCUCAGUAAAAUUUAACAAUGUUGCAGAAAGUCAUGUGAAUUCAGAAUUUGGCAUCUCAGGAAAUGACAGCUGAGAGAGAAACAGAAACUGUCAAUUGCGUGGUGUUUGUGGAUGCUAUGUGUGUUGUAAACGCCCUUAAAUAUACAGUAAAGAAUUAUGGUUUCAAAUGCAUACAAUUAUCUGAAUUGGAAGCCAGCAAGCAACUGUCAUUUAUUGAUUUAAUUUCUAAAACACAUCAAUAUCUACAUUAUUUUUACAGUUUGGUGCCUUUCAAUCCCCAAUACAAGUUAUGGCAUUGCAGAUUUAUAUAAAAAUGUAGUAAGCUUCUAAUAGGCUGGUUAAAAACAAUAAAUGUAUAUGUAUUUUAUUACACGCUGAUUUAGGUCUAAACCUAUGGAGGCCCAUUUCCGCCACUGAAUAAAAAAAAUAAUAAAAAAUGUAAUUGCGACUUUUUAUCUCACAAUUCUGACUUUUUUUCUCAGAAUU
Onychostoma macrolepis is the source of this 3461-nucleotide messenger RNA. It is a transcript of the gene wdr89, whose product is annotated as WD repeat domain 89. The transcript has 3 exons. NCBI's taxonomy places the organism in Eukaryota, Metazoa, Chordata, Actinopteri, Cypriniformes, Cyprinidae. The record is from RefSeq and is a predicted model, not a curated record. Gene Ontology annotation, molecular function: protein binding. The coding region runs from base 357 to 1514 and encodes 385 amino acids.